AUGGAUAGAUUGAUACCGGGGGUGAGAGAUCUAAGGGUUGGAGCAGCUGCUUUCUUAGGUGCGGGUCUCCUUCGAUUUGAAGAGAAAGUUCUGAUACCACAGACGAACAUUGUUCAUGCGUUCUUUCUCUUCUUCUUGGUCGUUUGUAACUUUUUAAAGUGGAUAAUAUUUGGACCUUUGAGUCCUCUGGAGGUGAGUAACUUAAAGGAUAAGGUAUCUUACACUAUUUGGGAAUUUUGCUUUGGGUUUUUGAUAUUUUUGCACGGUGGUAACAAGCUAGGAGCUGGAGAAAUUCAACGAGAAUUCUGGAAAUAUGCUGGUCUUUUCUUAUGUGUCUUCCUAUUAAAAACUUUCCACUACUUAUUUGUCUUCAGAGGGAAAGUUAUCUUUCAACAGCAGCAACAAAAUAAAGCCCUGACGAUCACUUCGUAUCUUGUAAGAUUCUCGUUCGGAUUGGCACUCAUCAACUUUAUUGAUAUUAUGUUGAUCCAUAAGUUCUUCAGAGAGCUAUACAUCAACCCUUCGAAAUGUAAGGGGAAUAUUUUGAUAUCACUCUUCGGAUUCGAAAUCUUGAAUACAUUUCCUUUAAUAGUUUUGACGUCGAUCCAGUUUGGUCUUGAUUACCAUGAGAAUGGCUUAGAGGAAUAUUCAGAUGGCUGGGUAGAUUUCAAACAGAAAACUAUGAAGAUUAGCGAAUUCUUGGCAAACUUUGUUAGAUUUGCAAUGACAUGUACAUUUGCAGUUUGCUUCCUUUACUUUUACACAUUCCCAUUGCAUAUACUUCCAUCCUCGUACUUGUCUUUCAAAAUGUUGUUAUUGAAGUCAAGAUCACUAGUGGACUAUAAGAAGUCUCAGAUUAAAGUUUCGAAGUUGAUAUCAGUGUGUGACGUGGAUCAUUCUCAAACAUGUAUUAUAUGUCUUGAUGACUUCUGUGAUACUAGCUACGUGAAACAAUUUCCCAUAUGCAAUCACUCAUAUCACCAUAACUGCAUUAAAGAUUGGUUGGCACAAUCUUCUGACUGCCCCAUAUGCCGCAUGCCCUUAUAA
Dujonia railenensis is the source of this 1047-nucleotide messenger RNA. The record is from the annotation of a GenBank genome assembly. Lineage: Eukaryota; Fungi; Ascomycota; Pichiomycetes; Serinales; Debaryomycetaceae.